UUCUGCACUUUUUGAAAAGGCCACAAUGAUAGGUUAGGCUGCCUUUAGGAAAAAUAAUAAUGUUGGUGUUGUAAUAUGGAAACAAUUAUUUAGGAUGUAGGAUUAUGAGCCAAGGGGGAUUAAGGUGAGGUCUUUAAAGUGCCAAAGGGAGCCAAGUGAACGGUAUAUAAGGCUGAUACUCAUCUCAGUUUAUCAUUGAAUCAUCUCAACUGACUCAAGACAUCAAGAAUCAUGAACGGAAUUGCUGUUGUCGUCCUUGCCUUGUGUGCCGUUGCUAUGGCAACUCCAAGCUACCGUCAUGGUCACCAUGGUCAUCAUGGUCACCAUGGCAACCACCAUGGUCAUGGAUAUGGAUAUGGUGAUGAGAACCGUGAUGGAGUCCCAGAUGCUCUUGAUGCUAACCGUGAUGGCAAAGUAGAUUCCUAUGCUCAUGGACACCACGCUCACGGACACCACGCUCAUGGACAUCAUGCUCACGGACACCGUGCUCAUGGACAUCACGCUCACGGACACCACGCUCAUGGACACCAUGCCAACAGCUACGGACACCAUGAUGCCCACCAUGCUCAUGGACACCAGUCAUACGGACAUGUUGCCCACCACUCCACCAGCUAUGGCCAUCAUGGACAUCACGAUUCCCAUCAUUAUUAAACCACGACUUGGACUACACAGGACCUUCCAGGGAUAUACCUAG
Molecule: messenger RNA, 694 nt
Organism: Owenia fusiformis
Lineage: Eukaryota; Metazoa; Annelida; Polychaeta; Sabellida; Oweniidae
Source: the annotation of a GenBank genome assembly